Penicillium lagena is the source of this 2226-nucleotide messenger RNA. RefSeq lists its product as uncharacterized. The record is from RefSeq and is a predicted model, not a curated record. Lineage: Eukaryota; Fungi; Ascomycota; Eurotiomycetes; Eurotiales; Aspergillaceae. The transcript has 4 exons. Bases 1 to 2226 code for a protein of 741 amino acids.
AUGGGCUCUGUUAUAUACCUCGUGGGAUAUGUCAUCCUUAUGGCGGCCUCGUCGCAGAUUAGUUUCUACUACGCAACGGGAGGCGAGAUCCGGUGGGACGCCGCCAAGUCGGUGGGAAACAGUCGUCAGGGCAUGAUGUUGAUUCUAAGUGGACUCGGUCCGACUAUCGCGGCGGCAACGGUCAUGCUCGUUGUCUCGGUGCUAUUGGCGGCGUGGAUAUACCCCCUGAUGACGAAGUGGAUGUAUUCAGUGUUCUCCAAAUGGCUCCAUGUCCCGGACGAGCAGCUGCCAGGGGCGGACAACAGCAGGACCCCAUCGAGCGGAGUGAGGACGUGGACGAUCCGGGCCGCAAUAGUCACGCUGUUUCUCUGGAUCAUCCGACCAGCAGUGCCAUUUAACCAUAUCUCCGGUGCUCUGCCCUUCGUCAUGUUUACAGGCGCUGCCUCGCAUUCGGUCAAGCCUCAGCCUGGGGUUGUGAAUCCGUUCCCUUUCCCCGAGCUGCUGGAGGAAAUAUACUGGGAGCCUUCAGAUGGACAUUAUAAAGGAUGGAGCCCGGGCAAAACCGACCUGACCGAGUUGCCCGCAUGGGCCUCGGAAUAUCUGCCUCCUGGGUUUGAACGGUGGAAGGAUCCACACGGAAAUAGGGCUUCGCGCAACUCUUACAAUCCCACGUCAGAUCCGCUUCGAAUUACCAAUCUUAAUCGGGGCCUGCUAGCCCCCAUGGAAGAGGCUCUGAAGGAACGCGACAUUCCCAUCACGCAUAUUGUCAUGGUGAUGAUGGAAAGUGGCCGGCAGGAUAUGUUCCCCUUCAAAGCGGGAUCACGAGUACACGACCAUAUUCUCGAAGCAUGGGAGUCCAGCGGCAAAGAAUCACCAGAAAACCUCGACGAGAUUCUAUCACAGUUGACCCCCAUAGCGGAGGUGCUCACGGGCCAACCGUCCGGCUUCAACUCCAGCGCAGAAAUUGCUAGCCAAAAGUUUGGCGGGAUCAAUAUCGAAGGCGUGACGACAGGCAGCACACUCAGCUCCAAAGCCCGUAUCGUGGACUAUUGUGGCGUGCAAGCCUUGCCAGUGGAUUUCAUGGCAGAGAUGGACACGACGUCGUACCAGCCAUGCCUCAUGCAGGUGCUGGAAUUAUUCAACCAGCUCAAACAGAACGAAACCGAUGGGGGAGAUCCCCACGAGCGUCUCUGGAACACCAUCUAUGCGCAAUCCGUCACGGGCCAGUUCAAGGCCCAGGACAAGCUCAUCACACAGCUGGGUUUCAAGCAGGCCUUGUACUCGGAGGAUAUCGAUAAGCCCGAGUCCAAGUACUACCACAAGAUGGAGAAGAUCAAUUAUUUCGGAUACGCGGAAGAAGAGAUCCGUCCGUAUUUGAAGGAUAUGAUCCGUGACACCAUUGACAAGAACCAGAGACUCUUUCUCUCUCACUUCACCAGUACCACGCAUCACCCGUGGGGUGUACCUUCCAAGUUCACGAAGAAGGAAUACAUCCCACAUUCCCAGGCUUUCUCAAAACAUGAAAAACUGGACGCCUAUCUGAACACAAUCCGCUAUGUGGACAACUGGCUGGGCCAGUUCAUGGACCUACUUGACGAGGAGGGGAUAGCCAACGAAACUUUGACCGUGUUUGUCGGAGACCAUGGCCAAGCCUUCGACGAAGACUCCUCGAUGACAGGAACGUACCAAAACGGACACAUCAGCAACUUCGCUGUGCCACUAACACUACACCACCCACUCCUUCCCCGAAUCCAAACAGUCGCCAACGCAACCACAAUCUCCAUCCUCCCCACAAUCCUCGAUCUCCUUACAUCGACCAAAUCUCUCAACAAAGUCGACACCGAAAUCGCACUUGAUCUUGCAAACCAGUACGAAGGCCAAUCCCUGAUCCGGCCGUACGUCAACUCGCAUCUCGGCCGCGAAGCAUGGAAGUUCGCCAUCAUCAACGCCGGCGGAACAAUGCUUUCCAUUGGGUCGGCGGCUAUGCCGUAUCGGCUUAUUCUGCCACUGACCGUGGACUUUGAAUUUCGGUUCACGCAUACCGAGCUGGACUUUUAUGAGGAGGAGCCAAUUGUUGAGUGGAAUAUUGAGUCUUUGACUGGGCUUAUACAGGAAAAGUAUGGAGGUGAGGCGGCGGACUGGGCCAGUAGGGCGCAGAUGGUUGGCGUUUGGUGGAUUAAAGAACGGAUGAGGUUGUGGGAUUUUCAUCCGAAGGAUUUUGCGUGA